UGUGCCUGGGGUGCUUUUGGCUGUCGCUGUGUUUCCAGGCUGGGGCGGGGAUGUCAGCGCAGGGCGGCGGGAGGCCUCCUGUCGCACUGUGGACGUUUGCGAUGUCAUUGCGCUUGCGUGCCGGAGUGGGGUGAUGUCGUAGGGUGAUGGCAGAAGGUCGUGAGUUUGUCCCGCCAGAGCAGCCCGAGGGAAGCGGCAGACUUUGUCUGAGGGCCGUGGGACCCGUCCUCGUUUUCUGUAUUUUCAGUGACAGACUAACCCUCUGAGACUUUCUGGCAUGAAAUGGUGCAGACUGUGGUCACCCUCCUUUUUCCCCUGGAGGCUGCCGCCUGUGUGGAGACCACAGGGCCCAGAAUGAAAUACCUGAGCGUUGUUUCUAUGGGCCUGUCUACUCAGCAGAGACAAACCUGCUGCUAGCCCAUGCCAUCUGACUUGGGCUCCUGGGGCUCGGGCUGUGGGGCUGUUUCAUGGCUGAGAAGAUUUCUGGGCUUGGGCUGCAGGACCCUGCAUGGUGGGAGGAUCCCAGAGCUUUGGCUCCAGCCUCAGCUCCGAAGUCUACCCAGCCAAGCCUCAUGAGCUCUGUAUGACAUGCUAAACUCCUUGGUCUGCUCAACCACCCUGCUCUGCAGGAAACCGCUAAGUGUGUGGUGAUAAAAUACACCCUGGAGCCGUCUGCUUUUCAACGUGCCCCUCAGUCUUCUCUCCCAAGGCACUUCACUCUGUGUCAUCCCGCCGCCUGGCAUUGUAACACUGUCUUUGUUCCCUAGGAUCUAGAGCUGUCUAAGGUAUAACCAUGAGUUCUCCUCUUUCCUCCCUGGGAAAGCACCGCAGAGUCCCACUGCAGCUACAGAGUCCAGGGAAAAGGACUCUCUCGUUUAAACUGAGUGCCCACAAUGAGGAUGAAGCUAUGCUGCUGAAUGACAUCCUGUCUCCUCGAACACAGAUUCCGGCGCAAGCCGUUUCCCCUUCCUGCUCAAAGGGAACGGCAACAAAAGCAAGUACCCAGGGGGCAGCUCCGACUGACAUGGAGCUCAUGUCCUCCAUGAUGCAAAAAAUUGCUUUGUUGGAACAAAAAGUAAAGAGCCAAGCACAAGAACUCCAGCUGAAGACUAGAAAGGCUGCUGAACUUGAGAAGCAGGUGAAGGCCCUUCAGAAAAGGAAUGAUUCCCCCGAGUCAAGCAGGACUGAGGAACUGGAAGCGAUGUGUCGUCAGCUGCAGAGUCGGGUUUGGGAAAUGGAGCAGUUUCUGAAUGAUUAUGGAUUGAUUUGGGUUGGAGAGAGGCAUGAACAGCUGGAAGAGUUGAAAUCAUUGACGAAGCAGGAAAAUCAAUCAUCAAGGAGCCUCUGGAAACCAGGCAACGCAACCGUGCCCAAGUACCGGAUCGAUCUGGAUUUAAUUUUGGAAAACCUGAAGGAGUUAAAUGUGCUGGCUGGGGAAGGCGUGUCUCGGAUCGAGCAUACUGCGGGGGGUGCCAGACUGAGGCAGCCAGAAGCGGUGUCCCUCACUUUUUAUCAGAAUGGGAUAGUCAUGUUCAAUGGACCCUUCCGGGCGUAUGACGAGCCGUCCACGCAGCAAUGCCUUCAGGAUCUCAUGGACGGCUAUUUUCCCUCCGAGCUACAGGCACGCUACCCGGAGGGCGUUCCUUUUCAGGUCACUGACAGGAGAGACGUUUUCUUUCGGGAGAGGCAGCUAUCGGAGAACUUUCCUGGCCAGGGGCAGGUAGUUGGUCAUUCGAGGUCGAGUGAGGUAAAGGAAACCAGUGAGAUCCCAGGUCCCAAGCUCUCACUGGAGCAGUUUCUGAACAAACUUCCUAAAUGCUUGGUCCAGAAGGGACACGUGAUUGACGUCCGAGGGCCAAUCAAAGAAACGCUGCAGGGCUCUGCUGGGACACGCAGCAAUGAAGUGAUCCUGGUGGAGACGCCCAUCCUGGGAGCACUGAAGGAGAGGUUGAAGGCAGGCAAACAGGCUCCGCCUCCAGCCACCAACAUUUCCACUCUCCGGAUCAAAUCUGAGAGCGGGGAGCAGACCUACAUUGUGACAAUGCUCUUCACAGAGACCAUCGGGGACCUGCGCCAGCACCUCGCCCAGGCUCGGGGUGGAGACAUCCGGCCGUACGAGAUCCUCAGCACCUUUCCGCAGCGGGUGUAUGCGGACAGCUCCAGGACCCUGCAGCAGUGUGGGCUGGUUCCCAACGCCUCCCUUCUGCUGCGCGAAAAGCCUCAGCUGAGCUCCUGGGCCCCACACACCAAGCAGUUUGCUUUCCUUUCAUCAGGGGCGCUGUGCACAGGCCGGGGGGUGCAGCCUCGCCCUUACUGA
This is a messenger RNA of Pelodiscus sinensis (Chinese soft-shelled turtle), 2317 nucleotides long. The record is from RefSeq and is a predicted model, not a curated record. NCBI's taxonomy places the organism in Eukaryota, Metazoa, Chordata, Testudines, Trionychidae.